This is a messenger RNA of Mytilus trossulus (common blue mussel), 5122 nucleotides long. Its product is annotated as KH homology domain-containing protein 4-like. The coding region runs from base 667 to 1542 and encodes 291 amino acids. Lineage: Eukaryota; Metazoa; Mollusca; Bivalvia; Mytilida; Mytilidae. The record is from RefSeq and is a predicted model, not a curated record. The transcript has 2 exons.
GGUCCCCAGAGAUAACUUAAGUAGUUAUCCCCCCUUGAUAUGCAAAUUAGUUUGCAAGUGUUUGUUUUAAUUAGAAUAUUUUGUAUAUAAACUUGUUGGAGAUUAAUUACCUGUUUCAUUAUGGCAUGUCUAUGGAGAGUCAUUUUAAACAAUGCAGAUUGUUUAUAUUUAGUUUUAAUAUUUUAUAAAGAUGAUAAAAUUUAAUGUUAAAGAUUUUUUUAGUAAUAAAAAGACAAUUUGAAAUUUAUAUCUGUUUGGUUAAGGCGUUAUAAAAUCUUGUUCCCUAUUCAGUAAUAGAAAUCAGUUAGGAUGUUUUAUCUUUAAAUUUCAUAUUUUAUUUGGUUUAAUUAUACUAAGCCAUGUAAAGGCUUAGUUUAUGAACUUUUGGUAUUGUUAGUUUACUGUCUAUUAUUAUGUUGUGAUGUAAUAUAUAUUAUAGACUCUGCCAUACGCUAUCAAGAAAUAAAGACUCUUUUUUAUUGAAUCCUGGUUUUGACUAUUUUCAGGCCUGCCAAAGACAAUUGUGUCAGCUUUCUGUAAGAAGCACGCAGCACCCGAAAGUAAGCUCACCAAAUAGCUCAUCACCCUGUUCGCUCUACCCACACAAUAAAUACACAGAAAACAUAGUUGUGUCAACUGGUGGAAGGCCCAAAAGUCCUGUUAUUUAUGAGCUAUUGGCUGAUAUCUGCAAAUUUAAACAUGCCACAACCCAUGAAUGCAAACAAUGGAGAGGCACCUUUGAUUGAGAUUGCACCGGAGGAAAUAGUACAGGUUCAUCAACCGCCUAACAAUGAAAACCAAGCUCCAGAACCACUUGUGCCAGAACCAGCUCCAGAGCCAGUUCAACAGAUACCAGAACAACAACAAGCUCCAGCCCACCUCAUUCAAGCCAUACAGCCAACUGGUACCGUACCAGCACAGAGUCAUGCUGCAGUACCAGCUCAAUCUCCAUUUCAAAACCAAUCCAAUCAACAAGGGCACUUAGGAAGAAGCAAGGUGCAUGUCAAUCUGACACAUUAUAAUGGCAGCAUGGAUGCAGCACAAUGGUGGACCACAUUCAUAGCCUUUGUUACGUUACAAAGAAUAGAAGAAUGGGAUGCGAUAUUGUGUUUCCCAUUUUACUUGGAUGGUAUUGCCAAGCAAUGGUGGCACAUGUUAGACACUAGUGUCACAAACUCAUUAAGUAAUAUCAAAACUGCUUUUUUAAAUAGAUUUAGAGCUUUAGAAGAAGACGAUGUAAGGUUAACUAAUCUUCACCAAUUAGAACAUGAAUCUGUGACUGAGUACAUUCAUAGGGCAUUAAGUUACAACAAAGAUAAAAGCGUUGUUGACAAAUAUCUAAUUAAAUUAACUUAUAGGGGAAUGGAAGAACACAUUCAACAAAUAGUUGUUCCACAGAAUCCAAUAUCUAUGAAUGAUUUACUUAUAAAAGCUGUUACCGCCGAAAUGACAGUCAACAUGAAAAAAACGAACAAUACUUCAGUUGAAGAAACAAUCCACAAAGCUAUAUCGUCACUAGAAAAUUCUAUGUCAGAAAGAUAAGCAAAUCAUUUUCAGUCGGUUGCUGCUAUAACUACACCACCACAAAAUAAUAAGCAAGAAAUAAAUAAUUCAAGUGCUUAUAAUCAACAAAUGUGUUAUAAUCCAUAUCAACAACCAUUUCAGAUGCCACCUCCGUAUAUGUAUACACCAGUACAGCAGCAAUCAGCAGUAUCAGCAACCAAUGCAGUAUCCCCAACAAAUGAGGCCGCAACAGAACAGUUAUCAGAACAGCGCACCAAAUUAUGCGAAUAAACAGAAUGGACCCUGUAAAGGCUGUGGCUAUUCUCUGAUGAAUUGGAACAGUCUGCUCUUCUCAACCUUCAUAGUCCUUAUAAGUUUGUGUGUCAUCAUUGAAUCAACAAAUCAAGAAGAUAUCAUUCAAUGUUUGAAAAAUGGUGCAGAGUUUCGACAAGAAUCUAUACUAUUUUUAGCCAAAGUGUGUUGGCUCCAGACCUUUACAGAUCAUAUAUUAUUUAGUAAUAUGGCUAAUUUUGUUCUCAUAGUUGUCAGUUUUAUGUAUUGUAAAGCACCAAGAAUGGCAAUGGUUAUGUCAGUUAUGCAAUUUUUCUCUUGUGUAGAAUCUCAAACUCCCCCAUCAUUUAUAUAUCAUAAUCCCACUGAAGAACCACAGAAUGAUUUUUCAACAAAAGUUCACCAAUUUAUUUCAGAAUUUUCAUGGGUACAUGCAUCAGUUAUUUUGAGUAUAAUUGUCUUAUUGUUUUUGAUAUUUUUAAUUUGCUAUUUGUACAAAUCAAAACAUAACCGAUGUACGACUUUGGUUUUAGAAAUUACCUCAGGUGGCGAUUGUGUUAUUGUACCUAUUUUAAACUUGUCUUUGUGCCCAUCUUACUAUCAAAUUUCAAAACCAUCCGUUAAAGAAUUGACUGUUGCCGCAUUUCCCUCAUGUAAAUUAUUUGCCACAUGGUCAUCCUUUCAAGUAACUAAUUUGUUAACUGAGCAAAGUAUUCAGAUUCCCACUACAAUUUCACUUAGCUUAAGGAAUCGUUAUAAGCUUCCAUAUAUUUUAAAUCAACCAUUCAAUGCCUACGUCUAUGUGACACACCAAGGAUUCGCUAAUAUUCUAAAUCCGCCAGCAGAUUCUUCAAAUAAAACAAAGAUAGCAUCUGCAGCUGAUUUGACCUCAUUUGUAUAAACAUUUUUAUAAAACCAUUAUUAUAUUGGAUAAUUAUCUUAUUUUUUUUGGUUUUGAGUGGCCGUCACCACCUGAUUGAAUUAAAAGGAUUUAAAGACAAAGAUAAUUUUGUUUUAUAUUGUAAUGUUACCAUUUGGGUUUAUCUUUUGAAAAUCACUUUGUACAAAGUUUUUUGUAUUUUGAUCAAUAUUCAUAUGGCAUAUCUUGAUUAUCUCCCCUUAGUUUUAUAUGACCUUGAUGAACAAGACUUAUAUUUUUAUUGUGUACAUAACAUGUAUUUUUUUUUUCAGUUUUAUAAUAUUAGUAUUAUGCAUAAGACACUAUUCUGUUUUAUGGUCUCUGUUCAUAUGGAAUACAACAAAACUGCUACUGAAUUACCGUAAAUAUUGCUGUACUGACCGCAUCGAUACAUAACCCGUUACUAUUGGAAAACACUCGCUUCAUCUAAUCAAUUCUAUGGAAGAUAUUCAUUUCCGUGUGUAUAUAUAUAUCUAGUGAUCUUGAAGGAUUCGACUCGACUCACUUUUUCGAGGAUAUUCAGUGCGAAUUUAUGGAAAUUCCUAUACAUAUACAAUUCAAAGACAUCAUUGUUGUAAUAAAGUUAUCAUGUUUGACAUUUUCUAAAUAUACUGUACCGUUCUGGUAUUAUUUUUCAGAUUUGUUUACAAUUAAUUCAUGUGAAAAGAAUAUUAUAUUUGACUAUUUAAAGAUGAAUUUAACAUUUUGAAGCUUUGGAAAUUUAAUUUUAUAUUUGGCUUAAAACAUUUUGAAGUUUGGUUCACAAGUUUUCUUUCACUUUAUUAUCUAUCUUAAUAUAUAAAUAUAAGGUGUAAUUCUGUUAAACAAAAGAGAGAUUAUUUUCAAGUUAUCUUGUAUGUAUUUAUCUCGUCUCUGAAAAAAGCAAGGCGACAGAUUAAAUUAUGUAAUGUCCAUUAGUUCUUUUGUAAGGGUUAACAAAUAAAUACUUUAUGUAAUUAGACAACUUUUCCCAAGUUAAGUUGAUAAAGAAGGAAAUAGAAAUAGCCACAUUGACAAUGAGUGGUUUUGCACGUGGUACGAUAAUCUGCCACUUUUACACUGAAAACUUUGUAAACUAAAUUUUGAUUGGCUCAAAACCAGAAAAUUAGUUUAAUUCCAUUGAUUCACUUUUUUUCUUGAUUAGCGUCACUCUGCCAUACGCUAUCAAGAAAUAAAGACUCUUUUUUAUUGAAUCCUGGUUUUGACUAUUUUCAGGUGAGUACAUAUUUUAUAUAUAUUUUUCUAUUAGGUUUUAAAAACUAAGAAGGUAAUUUAUUCAAUUUUGAAAGGUUAAUUAAUUGAAUUAAAUAUUGGGUUGUUAAUUCAAAUUAUUUAAGAAACCGUCAAAAAUGUAAAUUGUUUGAAAAGUUAACUAAAGUACUUUUGGCAAAAAGUCCUUUAUUUGGUAAACAGAAACAUAACUUGUGUAAAUAUAUUUGUUUAUAAGUUUCAGUUUAGUUUGUAAAAGUUUUAGUUAAUUACUUUUGUUUAAUUAUGUCACUGUGUACAUAUCUUGAAUGUACAGUUAAGUUUUGGUAUUGCGGGCUGCCAUAUAUUUAAAUAUAUGGGAGAUAACUCAGGGUUUACUUGCGACAAAAUUGCGGGACAAAUAUUUUCACCAGUUUAGAGCCAACAUUGGUCAUGGUUUGUGUAAUACAUUUAUUAUUCAAUACAUUCAUGUUAGUUUUCCAUCGUCGCCAAGUAACAAAGCUUGUAUAAGCAAAAAAACAUUAGUUCUCCUGAAUUUCCCAUUCCAGCCUUGUGAUUUCUAUAUUUUAAGACUUUGUUUAUUUAUUAUUCUUAUAGUUGAGAAUGAUGCAUACAGUUUAAGGGCAUCUAAAUAUAUUUCUUUAUUUAAAUUGUAUUUUACUUUAGAGUAAAUUAACUCAGUAGUCCCAGAAUGUUUAAUUUUAGUAUGUGAGCUAGGUCCCCAGAGAUAACUUAAGUAGUUAUCCCCCCUUGAUAUGCAAAUUAGUUUGCAAGUGUUUGUUUUAAUUAGAAUAUUUUGUAUAUAAACUUGUUGGAGAUUAAUUACCUGUUUCAUUAUGGCAUGUCUAUUGAGAGUCAUUUUAAACAAUGCAGAUUGUUUAUAUUUAGUUUUAAUAUUUUAUAAAGAUGAUAAAAUUUAAUGUUAAAGAUUUUUUUAGUAAUAAAAAGACAAUUUGAAAUUUAUAUCUGUUUGGUUAAGGUGUUAUAAAAUCUUGUUCCCUAUUCAGUAAUAGAAAUCAGUUAGGAUGUUUUAUCUUUAAAUUUCAUAUUUUAUUUGGUUUAAUUAUACUAAGCCAUGUAAAGGCUUAGUUUAUGAACUUUUGGUAUUGUUAGUUUACUGUCUAUUAUUAUGUUGUGAUGUAAUAUAUAUUAUAGACUCUGCCAUACGCUAUCAAGAAAUAAAGACUCUUUUUUAUUGAA